Molecule: messenger RNA, 1279 nt
Organism: Ruditapes philippinarum (Manila clam)
Lineage: Eukaryota; Metazoa; Mollusca; Bivalvia; Venerida; Veneridae
Product: geranylgeranyl transferase type-1 subunit beta-like
Exons: 9
Coding region: 52-1122 (356 amino acids)
Biological process (GO): protein geranylgeranylation
Cellular component (GO): CAAX-protein geranylgeranyltransferase complex
Molecular function (GO): CAAX-protein geranylgeranyltransferase activity
Source: RefSeq, a predicted model, not a curated record
AAAGUGUAUCGAGUAAACGUCACAACACAUUUAUUUUUCAAAACACCAAAAAUGGCUGCGCCCAGUUAUGACAAAUUUCUCCGGCAAAAACAUAUAAAAUUCUUCCAGAGAUGUCUACAGGUUUUGCCUGGGCGAUAUUCUUCUUUAGAUACUAGCAGGAUGACAAUAGCAUUUUUUGCAAUAUCUGGACUAGAUAUGCUCAAUGCAUUAGAUGUACUUGAGAAGGAGAAGAAUGAUAUUAUAGACUGGAUAUAUUCAUUACAAGUCCUACCUAAUAAUGAUGAAUCCAACAUUAAUCACUGUGGUUUUAGAGGCUGUUCAAGUAUGGGAAAUCCCUAUGAUUCUAAAAAGAAUAAAGAGAAAGGAAUUCCAUAUGAUGGUGCUCAUAUAGCUAUGACAUAUACAGCUCUAGCCUCAUUAUUGAUACUUGGUGAUGAUUUAUCAAAGGUCAACAGAGAGGUCAUACUGCUGGCACUGCGGAAUUUACAGCAAAAAGAUGGAAGUUUUCGUCCAGUGUGUGAACCUUCAGAAGAUGACAUGCGUUUUGUUUACUGCGCCUCAUGUAUAUGUUAUAUGUUAAAUGACUGGAGUGGUAUGGAUGUUGAUAGAGCUGCUCAGUAUAUCAAAAACAGUGUGUCAUACGAGGGAGGUAUAGGGCAAGGACCUUAUCUCGAGGCACAUGGUGGAUCAACAUUCUGUGGAGUGGCAUCUCUUGUACUUAUGAAUAAAUUAAAUACUGUAUUAAGUGAGAAACAUGUGAAACAUUUAAAGAGUUGGUGUAUAUUCCGACAACAAUCAGGAUUUCAGGGUCGUCCAAACAAACCAGUUGAUACGUGUUACUCUUUCUGGGUUGGUGCUACCUUAAAGUUACUGGACAGUUAUAAGUUUGUUAAUUGUCAAUUUAAUCGUGCAUUUCUAAUGGAUACCCAGCAAGAACUUACAGGGGGUUUCUCAAAGUGGCCAAGUCAUAAUCCUGAUGCUCUUCAUGCAUAUUUUGGUGUAUGUGGUCUAUCAUUGAUGGGUGAAGAGGGUCUACAGCCGAUGCAUGCUGCAUUAAACAUCAGUAAACGAGCUGCCGACUUUCUGACUACAGUACAAGUCACAUGGUCUCAACAAUCAUGAUACUCAUCUAAUCUCUCUAGUCUACCUUACAAUAUAUUCCUACACUAAGUGUGAAUAGUUGGUUCCAUGCAUUUAUCAUUUAAUGUUUUAAACAUGAUAUUUUAUUCAAGGAUAUUCCUACAUUAUUUAUAACAUAUUUGUUUUUCUGCAAUUGGAU